CCGGGGCGGAAGAGAGACGAGGAAGAGUCUUCCGGGGCGGAACGGCACCUCCUAUGGAGACAGAGAAGGCCGUGCAUGGGGGAGAGAUGAACAAAUCUCCCAGAAUUCCUCACUCUGACCGCCGGAGACCACCGAUCAUCCCUUCAUAGGAGGGCGACUACCAUACAGCAUGAAACGUCAUCGCACCUCGCAGGAAUCGCUGGAGCGUGAUAAACGCCACGCUGCGAGUAUUACCCGGGUCCUGUCCAUCUACGGGUACAUCACAGACUCCUAUAUUAUUGAGUUCUUCACUGACCACCUAUGGGAGUCGCUCCCGGAAUCGUGGAGGGUUGUGUUGUCAGACCUUCCUGCUCCACAGCUGGCCGAUCAGCUUCUGUGUAAUGGAAACUCAGCAGAAGUCCGUUACAGCUCGGUGUGGCCCCUCAGCCUUCUCGCCCUGAAAGUCACAGCGCACUCCUUGGCUUUUCAAAGGACCCCUCGCUAUGAAAAGAUCAGCGGGCUCCAGAAAAGGCCUGCUGAAUUCCAGCAUAACCACAGCCAGAGCUCCCGGCUGGAUCCUUUGUUCCGUAAACACGUCAAGCCGAAGAAGCAGCACGAAAUCCGGCAGCUGGGCAAACUGGUGAAAAAACUCUGUGACUCCACAAGCUGUGCGGAUGUGGUGGAUGUCGGCUCUGGUCAGGGCCACCUAUCGAGGGUCUUGGCCUUUGGCCUCGGCCUCUGUGUCACGGCGGUGGAAGCCGACGAUCACCUGGUCACUAUGGCAGCCAAGUUUGAUCAGGAAAUGAUCUACAUGUUGAAGAAAGAAAAGCUCCGACCCGCAAAGAAUGGCGGUACUGAGGCGACAAGUAUCCCCUUCCCCAAACCUCCGCGGCACGUCUUGGCAUGCGUGGAUCCUCAGGCACCCUGGGAAGAUUUUGUCAGGCAGGUAGCCAGCAAUGCAGAGGAGACCUCGCUACAAAGCGCGGGAGAGAACAAAAUGGCUGACGACACAUGGCGGACUUUAACUAACGCAAGUACGUCACAUGUAACCACUUCUACAGAGGAAGUAAUGAACUUGAAGACCACUCGUGAGAAUGAAGCAGCUGAACCUUCCGCAGGUUCAUGUCACGUUGUAUCUGAAUCCCGAGUGGACCGCAGGUUUUUAUUAACGGGACUUCACGCAUGCGGUGACCUUAGCGUAGCCAUGUUGCGUCAUUUCGCCAGGUGCCCCGGUGUUGCGGGUAUCACGUCUGUGGCUUGCUGCUACAUGAAACUGACCACGUUGGAGGUGCCGCAGCCCCCCGGCGUUCUGUCUGCUGACUCGGACAUUCGAGAGUUCGGGUACCCGAUGAGCUCCUGGGUGUCGCGCCUCUCUGGACACAAACUGUCCUAUAAAUCCAGAGAAGUGGCGUGCCACGCCAUAGAAGAUUACAUAGCACGCCUUAAAGGUGACAGCGAUAUCCUGAGAACUCAUUGUUACCGGGCCAUGCUGGAGACUGUGAUACGAAAAGUGGAUCCCACCAUGAGGCGUCCUGGGGUGCAGACCAUCAAAAAGGCGCACAGGCUUCCCUUUACCGAGUAUGCUAUGCUUGGACUGGAACGUGUCGGGCUGGACCCCAAUACCCCCUUGGAUGAGACCUCGGUGGAACACAUGUUAUCUCAGCAGCAGAACGUAGUGGUGUUCUUCAGCCUGGCUCUUCUGCUGGCUCCUCUGGUGGAGACUCUCAUACUGCUGGACAGGAUGAUCUUCUUACGGGAGCGAGGAUUUCAGUGUGAAGUGAUCCCGCUGUUUAAGCCGCAGUUCUCUGCGAGGAAUCUGGUUCUGGUCGCUGCAAAGGACAUUUCAGAUUUAGGCGAUCUUCUGGAGGAGACGACGGCGAGCGAAUCAGCCAUGUAACAUCGCACAAUUUUAUUAUUAUUUUAAGUAUUUUAUUUAUUACCGAAUAAAACGGUUAUCCUGAAACCA
This is a messenger RNA of Rana temporaria (common frog), 1945 nucleotides long. It is a transcript of the gene METTL25B, whose product is annotated as methyltransferase like 25B. Bases 170 to 1876 code for a protein of 568 amino acids. Gene Ontology annotation, molecular function: rRNA (adenine-N6,N6-)-dimethyltransferase activity. NCBI's taxonomy places the organism in Eukaryota, Metazoa, Chordata, Amphibia, Anura, Ranidae. Gene Ontology annotation, biological process: rRNA modification. The record is from RefSeq and is a predicted model, not a curated record. The transcript has 10 exons.